CUUCAGACGUCACUGGUCACGUGACUUUUGCCAAACGAAGCAAGCCUCGACACAGUGCUUCUGAACCAGUGUGUUGUUUUUUUCGAUAUACGCUCCGGAGCGUCAGCUUCACGCGGGCCAUCACUAUCUAAAGCUGAUCAGCAGGAGGAGAAGAGUCUGACGGAGCAGCAGAGGAACAUUUUCAGCUACUUGGACUCAGCUCAGCCACUACAGAGAAAACAAUGAGCUCAACAAAGAAGGACCAACAUGAAGCGAGAAGUCAGAGCUCUCAGGAGGCCGACAAACCUCACAGAAGAAAGAGAGAGAAAACAUACACCUGUGACGAGUGUGGGAAGGGUUUUACUGGGAAGUAUAAACUAAAACAACACCAACUCAUCCACAGUGGAGUUAAAGCGUACAGCUGUGAUCAGUGUGGCAGAGCUUUUACUCAAAGUGUUAGCUUACAGAGUCAUCUAGUUACCCACUCUGGAAUUAAGGCAUACAGCUGUGACGAGUGUGGGAAGGAUUUUACUGCAAAGGCUGAAUUAAAACGUCAUCAGUUUAUCCACACUGGAGAGAGACCGUUCAGCUGUGACUUGUGUGGAAAGUCUUUUUCCUGGAAGCGUUCCCUAAAACAACACCAACUCAUCCACAGUGGAGUUAAAGCAUACAGCUGUGAUCAGUGUGGCAGAGCUUUUACUCAAAGUAGCCACUUACAGAGGCAUCUAGUUACCCACUCUGGAAUUAAGGCAUACAGCUGUGACAUCUGUGGAAAAACUUUCAGCCGGAGAUGGUACCGAAAUACACACCUACGCAUUCACACCGUACAUGAUGUGUACUGCUGUGAACAGUGUGGCAAAUACUUUGCUAUAGACGCACAGUUACAACAACACAUGUUUACCCACACUGAGGGACGACCUUAUAAAUGUGACCUGUGUGAGAAGACUUUUAAAUCUCCACAUUACCUGAGACGACACCAACAGAUCCACACCAGAAAGAGACUCUACAAGUGCAGUUACUGUGAGCAGAGCGACACAGAUGGAUCCAGUUCUCAACCCUGUCAUCACUGUGGUGGUGGGAAAGACUUUCGUUGUGACCUCUGUGGAAAAACUUUCAGUCGAAAAGACACCCUAAAAUUACAUCAACGUAGACACACUGGAGACAAACUGAAAUACUGCAAAGAAUGUGGGAGAAGCUUCACCACAUCAGGUGCGUUAAAACGCCAUGAACUGAUUCACAGUGGGGUUAAAAAGCACCUCUGUGAUCAGUGUGGGUCAUCCUUCACCACUGCAGUUGAGCUUAAAUCACACAAACGAGUCCACACAGGAGAGAAACCAUACAAGUGCAGACACUGUGACAGAAACUUCUCACGUUCAGGUCAUCGUAUCUAUCAUGAACGUACACACAUGGAAGGAAACUACAGCUGUGACCAGUGUGACAAGAGCUUCAGGAAUCUCUGUUCAUACUCCAAACACAAACGAUCCCACGUUACUAAUAAACUCUUUCACUGUUACCAAUGUGCCCAAACAUUCACCUCAUUAUCUGCUCUGUGCAAACAUCAGCGUGAUCACUCAGGGCUGAAAUCACUCCCAUCACUGGAUCACAGUGAAUCUGAAGAGACAGAAAGAUCCUCUGGUUUCAGUGUCAGACUCAAAAAGCUUGAGAUCAGGCUCCACAGAGUUCAGAUAGAAUCAUUUAAACUUGUGUUGAACUGAACUGGCUGCUGGGCUGAACUUCUACAUAAUACAGAUUUACAUGGGAUCUUAUUUUCUGUCGUUUUACUGAGUCAGUUUUGUCCUUUUUUCUCUGUCCUGGUUUUGCUCGUCUGUAAAUAAUUGAAACUCAGUCAAAUAGUUCAUUGUUCUCCAGCAAAACGUUUUGGAAACUCAUGUUUAACCUUUAAAACUCUGACAUGUUUUAGCACACAAGGCUUCAUCGGGGAGUUCACUCAUGAUUGGACCAUGAGAAUAAAGGUUUUUAGUUCUUUCAAAGAGAGUCUUGGAGGUGUUUGAUGUUUUUGUUUUUCUGAAACCACCUGAAAGAGAAACUAUUUUUCUUGCUUUAUGUAGUGUGGAAGUUUUUAAUGUUUCUUUCAUCUGUGAUGUUCUUGAAUGUGUUCACAUGAAGAUGGUACAAAUAAACUGUCCUUUUAGCUUUA
Molecule: messenger RNA, 2137 nt
Organism: Pelmatolapia mariae (spotted tilapia)
Lineage: Eukaryota; Metazoa; Chordata; Actinopteri; Cichliformes; Cichlidae
Product: gastrula zinc finger protein XlCGF7.1-like
Exons: 4
Coding region: 222-1694 (490 amino acids)
Biological process (GO): regulation of transcription by RNA polymerase II
Molecular function (GO): RNA polymerase II cis-regulatory region sequence-specific DNA binding; DNA-binding transcription factor activity
Source: RefSeq, a predicted model, not a curated record